This is a messenger RNA of Juglans regia (Persian walnut), 1307 nucleotides long. RefSeq lists its product as uncharacterized. The transcript has 7 exons. NCBI's taxonomy places the organism in Eukaryota, Viridiplantae, Streptophyta, Magnoliopsida, Fagales, Juglandaceae. The coding region runs from base 211 to 972 and encodes 253 amino acids. The record is from RefSeq and is a predicted model, not a curated record.
UGAAAUUAGAGCAUUGAUCGGGUAAAGCUUUUCAUAGCUCUCCCCACUUUCCUUGUACUUGAGAUUCCAUUAAUUAUGGAACUCUGAUUUUUGGAUCUUGGCGCUACUCCUUUUUCCGGUGAUUUAGGGUUUUGCAGAAUUGUGGAUUUGUGAAAACAAAUUGCACAGUGGUUUUCGUUUUCUUGUUUCGGUUGAUUUAAAGCCCAGUUGAUGGCAACUGAUAAUGAAGUUGAAGAAAUUGACAGCUUGGAGAGAGGUCUAUUGUCCCGUGCUGGUUCUCAGGAGGAGCUGGUAACGGAGGCAGAAGAAGAAACGGUCCUGUAUACGGCGUCGUUCCAGGAGAUGGAAGAGAAUUAUGUCAAGUAUCAAACUGCUCAGUGGGUUCUCUACUCCUUGCUUCUGAUACUGGCCUGGGGAAUCGGCUUUUUCAUGCUUCUUUAUCUACCUGUGCGGAGAUAUAUACUCCGCAAAGAUAUCGGCUCCAGAAAGCUCUAUCUAACUCAAAACUCCAUAGUAUAUAAAGUCACAAAGCCAGUACCAUUUCCAUGCUUUGGAGAGUUGAAGAAAGAGAAGCAUGUCUUGUUACCUUCAGUUGCCGACCUUGUCAUUGAACAAGGAUAUUUGCAAUCCCUCUUUGGUGUCUACUCUCUUAGAAUUGAAAAUGCUGGUGUAAGACGGCCUCCAAGUGAUGAUGUUCAAAUCCAGGGAGUUGCAGAUCCAAGCGCUUUCAGAAAGGCUGUUCUUAUUCAUCUCGCGAAUAUGAGAAGUGAGGUUUUCUCUAGACCGGUUUCCACAGUUGAAGACACUCCCAAUCUAAGGGGGUCCCCAUCAAAAUCUUUAAGGCACGAUUCUUUUCCUCAUUUUGGGGAGCAAGUACUACUACAAAAACUGGAGGAGGUUGGAAAUUCAGUGAAGAGAAUUCAAACCUUAAUUGAGGACCAGCAGUCUCAAACAUCAGAACCAAUAGAUUGAGUGCUCUAGGUGGCUUCCUUCAAUUGGAUGAUUAUCUUUCCUCCAUUAGAUAAUGGCCUGUCGAGCUUGGAGAUAGAAGUUGGUCAUAGGUGGAAAUAGGGUAUGUGAAUGUUGAUACACUCGGCCUUGUAAUGUUGAGAAUUUUGAUGCGAAUAUGAUUUCUUUGUGUCUUUGACAACUUUUUCCUUUCCUAUGAAUAUUGUUUCUUAUAAUGACUAGGGUGAAGGGCACGUGGGAGGGAUAUGCUUGACUUCCCUUGUUUGAUGUACUUGAUUUCUUUUGUGUGGUUGUCAAAGAAUUAAAUGUAAAGGAAUUAAUUAGAAGACAUUGAAGAA